AUGGUCGUAUCACAGAGGUUGUCAAAAAAAUUCUUCGACACAGAACACCUGAAAUUGGAACCGGCUUUCAAUGCUUACAAGGCGGCUAACAUCAACAAGUUAGCUAAUCUGAUUAAUAACAAAAAACGUCCCACUUCUAAUCCAAUUGACUCGACCUUCGAAAAUUGGAUUGUGAACUUUAGCAGUACGGAUAUUCCUGUCAAUGUUACCGACGUGCUAAAAAUGGGACCCAAAUAUGGCAUUCCUUUUGAGCCUCACUGCAUCCCAACCAGCAAACUUAUCUCUGAUUUCGAAUCAAAGAUUUCCUUCAUUCCUUCUGAUUCUCGUAAUACGGCCCGCCAAGAUUUUACCAACACUAUAAAAAAGUUCAUCAACACCCCUUCUCCCCUUCACGCGGACAAGAAUAUCCUUCACAAAAUUAAAGAAACUAAGAUCUUUCAAAAUAACAACCAGGACUUACUUUUCUUGAAGGCUGACAAGGGAAACACGACUGUUGUGAUGAACAAACAAAUAGACGAGGAUAAAAUGUUGCAACAACUCUCCAACAACAACUCUUACAAAGUUGUUAGAUACGAUCUCACCUGUACCUUGCAACAAGAAGUCAAAAAACUAACAACGAAUUGGUCUAAAAGCAAACUCAUCUCUGAUCAACUUAGACGUCAAAUUGCAAAAACUGAUUGCCUACCACCUAGAGCCUACGGGCUACCGAAAAUUCACAAACCGGAUACACCGGUAAGAAUUAUAGUUUCGUUCACUGAUAGUCCGACUAUCAAUCUGGCUCGUUUCCUCAGUCAAUGUAUAGGUAACAACAUCGUACCUCCCUUGUCACGUGUAAGAGAUAAUUUUGCUCUGGUUAAUGCUAUUAGGGACUUUCGUCUCCCACCUGAUCAUAUUUUAGUUUCGCUGGGUGUUGUGUCAUUGUUCACAAAUGUUCCACAAGAUCUUGCAAUCAACGCUGUUAAACAGCGCUGGCAUCAGUUGGUGGACAAAAUUCCGGUCCCACUUAACGAACUCUUAAAAGCAUUGCACAUAUGUUUUAAGGCUGCCAUAUUCAAAUUUAAUCAGAACAUAUAUGCUCAAACUUAUGCUAUGUAG
Molecule: messenger RNA, 1095 nt
Organism: Neodiprion fabricii
Lineage: Eukaryota; Metazoa; Arthropoda; Insecta; Hymenoptera; Diprionidae
Exons: 3
Coding region: 1-1095 (364 amino acids)
Source: RefSeq, a predicted model, not a curated record